CAUGUCCUCAUCCGGGUGUCCCUGUGCCACCCCGGUGUCCCUGUCCCUGUCCCCAGGCACAUCUUCCUGGGUUUCUCCAAGUGCGGUCGCUACGUGCUGUCCUACACCAGCAGCUCCGACGACUUCUCCUUCUACCUGUACCACCUGUACUGGUGGGAGUUCAACGUGCACAGCAAGCUGCGCCUGGUGCGCCAGGUGCGGCUGUUCCAGGGCGAGGAGAUCUACAGCGACCUGUACCUGACCGUGUGCGAGUGGCCCGGGGACAGCGACAAGGUCAUCGUCUUCGGCUUCAACACGCGCUCGGCGCCGGGGCUGCUGGUGAACAUGAUGCUGAUGAGCGACGAGAAUCACCGCGACAUCUACGUCAGCGCCGUGGCCGUGCCCCCCCCGCGGCACUGCCCCGCCUGCCGCCGGCCCGCCGGGACCCCCGGUGAGACCCCAGACCCCCGAGACCCCCGGGGACACCGGUUCCCCGAUUUGCCCCCCGGGACCCCGCCCGAACCCGGUUACGUCAACUACACCAAGCUGCGCUACGUGCUGGAGCCCGGCGAGCCCCCCGACGAGCCGGAGGAUGACAAAAUCUCGCUGCCCUUCGUGGUGACCGACCUGAGCGGCCGCAGCCUGCGGCCCCUGCGCGAGCGAGCCACGGCCCAGGGGCAGUUCCUGACGGUGGAGCAGCUGACGCUGGAUUUCGAGUACGUCAUCAACGAGGUGAUCCGCAACGACGCCGCCUGGGCCCGCCAGUUCUGCUCCUUCAGCGACUACGACAUCGUCAUCCUCGAGGUGGGGCCCGCGACCCCCCGGGACCCCCGGGACCCCCGGGGCCACCCUGGGACUGGGGGGGUCUGGGGAUCUGGGGUCCCUGUGGUGGGUCUGGGGUCCCAGUGAGCCCCCAGCCCCCCGCUGUGCAGCGGCAGCGUGUGGAGCUCGUACCGCAAGGGCUGCGUGGACACCGUGAUGCGCUGGCUCGUGCCCGAGGGCGCCGGGCGCGGCGUGCACAGGAUGACCAACGAGGCCCUGCACAAGGGUGGGGCUGGGGUCCCUGCUGCGGUCUGGGGGUCCUCAUGGG
Molecule: messenger RNA, 1069 nt
Organism: Pyrgilauda ruficollis (rufous-necked snowfinch)
Lineage: Eukaryota; Metazoa; Chordata; Aves; Passeriformes; Passeridae
Gene: DCAF15
Product: DDB1 and CUL4 associated factor 15
Exons: 7
Biological process (GO): protein ubiquitination
Cellular component (GO): Cul4-RING E3 ubiquitin ligase complex
Source: RefSeq, a predicted model, not a curated record